Molecule: messenger RNA, 2651 nt
Organism: Gadus morhua (Atlantic cod)
Lineage: Eukaryota; Metazoa; Chordata; Actinopteri; Gadiformes; Gadidae
Gene: rnf14
Product: ring finger protein 14
Exons: 9
Coding region: 140-1621 (493 amino acids)
Biological process (GO): protein ubiquitination
Molecular function (GO): protein binding; ubiquitin-protein transferase activity; zinc ion binding
Source: RefSeq, a predicted model, not a curated record
CUGUACGCUGGAACCUGCAGUUCUAAACCCUUCCACCAGGGUUCGCCAAAGAGCGAGUAAAACUUGUCUGAUCAACUUCCUGCAGCGUAGCCCCUUUGGCAGCUACUAGUCUUAACCUGGGACUAGAAGAGGAAUGUAAAUGUCUGAGGACCGUGAAGCGCAGGAGGACGAGCUGCUUGCUUUAGCGAGUAUCUACGAUGAGGAGGAGUUCCACCGGGCCGAGGCGGCCCAGGGUGGGGAGAUCCAGCUCUGCCUAGAGCUCCCAGCCGCCUUCAAAGUGGCGGUCAAAGGAGAGAAGCAGGCAGAGUACGACGUGUCCUUCCUGCCUCCUCUGGUGUUAAACUUUGAACUCCCCGUCGAUUACCCCACUGCCUCCUCCCCAGUGUUCACCCUGAGCUCCAAAUGGCUGACUCGAACACAAAUGAGCGCCUUGUGCAGACGUCUAGACCAGCUGUGGGGGGAGAACCAGGGCUGCGUGGUGCUCUUCACGUGGGUCCAGUUCCUGAAGGAGGAGGCCCUGGACUUCCUGGCCAUCGCGUCCCCUCUGGUGGUGGUGCGCAUGGGCAGCAAGGCUGCGCACGUGGACCGUAGUAGGGCCGACGCCGCAGCCGGACCUCGCCCGGAGAAUCUCCCUGACAACGAGGAAGACGUGAAGGAGAGGAAGAGGACGCAGGCGAAGACGAGGACCGAAGCCCAGUCCCCCUCCUCGGUUUCCCCCCCGCCCGAGGCCUCGGAGCAGGACCCCCGGGCCGUGCUGGUGGCGGACCCCCGGGCCGACCUCCUGCCCCAGCUGCUGGACUUCGACGAGGCCCAGCGGAAGAAGGUGUUUGACGGGCGCGUGUUCGGCUGCGGCAUCUGCUUCCUGGAGAAGCUUGGCGCGGCCUGCCUCUGCUUCAAGGAGUGCCAGCACGUGUACUGCCGGGACUGCAUGAGCGAGUACUUCCAGAUCCAGAUCCGCGACGGCAACGUCCGCUGCCUUAACUGUCCCGAGCCAAAGUGCAGCUCCCUGGCCACGCCGCUUCAGGUGAAGCAGCUGGUGGACGAGGAGCAGUUUGCCCGCUACGACCGGCUGCUGCUGCAGUCCAGCCUGGACCUGAUGGCGGACGUGGUGUACUGCCCGCGGCAGUCCUGUGGCAGCGCUGUCAUCCUGGAGCCCGACGCCACCAUGGGCAUCUGCCCCGCCUGCCAGUACGCCUUCUGCACCCUCUGCAAGCUGGGCUACCACGGCCUCUCGCACUGCAAGGUCACCUCAGACGAGCUGCGGAGCCUGCGUGAUGACUACCUGGCGGCGUCGCCCGAGGACCAGCGCUUCAUGGAGCAGCGCUUUGGCAAGCGGGUCAUCCAGCGGGCGGUGGAGGAGUCCUACAGCCGCGAGUGGCUCUCCGACAACUGCAAGUGCUGCCCCCGCUGUGGCACCAACAUCCAGAAGGUGGACGGCUGCAACAAGAUGACAUGCAGCUCCUGCAGGCAGUACUUCUGCUGGCUGUGCCUGGGGCAGUUGAGCAAGGUCAACCCCUACAGCCACUUCAACAACUCCGCCCUGCCCUGCUACAACCAACUCUUCCAAGGCGUGCAGAUAGACGACGAUGACGACGAGUUCUUGAGCGAUGAAGAAGACUGAUUCUCUCUCUCUCUCUCUCUCUCUCUGUCUCUCUGUCUCUGUGUCUGUGUCUCUCUGUCUGUCCUGGCCCAAUAUAAUUUGGGCCAGGCUCUGCCGGCUCCUGGCUGAAAAGUUGGCGUUGGGUUGGUUGCUGCUUUGAUGACACUAUUGUAGGAUGAAAUUAUACAGAUCACGGUCCACCACUGGCUGGAAACAUACGAGUCCAAACUUGAAUAUUAAAGAUUAAUAAGUUUUACUCCCAAGGGAUCCAAGCAUGACGGCUUGAUAUGUUUAACCUAAUUGGACUGAGGGUUUAUGUUCUAGAGAUUCUUCUUAUUACAUAACCUUCAUACAAGUCAUUCUCUAAAGGUGUAAUGUUGCAUUACAACACAAAAUAACUUCUAACUUUGAGCUCUAGAUAUCAUCUUGUUUUGAGACAUGAAGAUCCUUCAGUUCCCGGCUUUACUUGGCUAUGUUAGCCGUAAUACAUUUUUUUCAAAUAUUAUGCAAUCAUCAUCUUCAAUCAUAAUGCUGAAUACUGAACGGAAAACCCUUUUCCGUGGAACAGCGCAAUGAAGGCGCUCAAGCCAGACUUGUUCCAGACCACCUCGCAUCACGACAGUUGAACAGGUUUAAUAAAGUUCAGUUGGUUAUUUGGCCCUUCUUGCUUUUUUACCAUUUUUUACAGUUGCCACGUUAUCAGUAUGUGUUCAAUUUUGUGCCAUAACCACAGAAAAUAAUGAGGUUUUGUGUCAACGGAAAUCCACGUCAAUGCGUGGCAUCGUUGUAUGCUUUUGUUUGUUUUUGUUAUGCUGCUCAAAUGAUUUUCACGUCAAUAUGACCUGUUGAGUUUGCAUCAUGGAGGGUUGUCGUGACAUUAAUAACACUACAGUUUCUACCAGAAAGGGUUUUGUGGUUCAUGUUUUUAUUGCUUUUCAUCCAGUCAUUGUAAUGUUCAACAAAUAAAGCUUUGAAGGUCAAGAAACAUUGUAAAGUGAAAUAUUGUAUUUAAGUUAAAGCUGUUACUUUAAAUAAAUGAACUCACAACCCA